AUGGAGGUGUUCAAGCAUAGGUCAGCUAACCAGGAUGCAAGACCAUUAAGGUAUGAUUUGAAAUGGUAUCGGAGAAUGAGAAAGCUGUUGCGGAUUGAAGGGCCCAGAGCCCGUGGUGAGCUGGAGGGAGAGAGCAUGCUGGAAUCCAGGCUUCAGCAGAAGAUUAUUGUCCUUGCUUGUUCCUCUCUCCAGUGCUUAGCAAUGUGGAAGCUGCGCCUUUCUAACUGUGCCUGCCUGGUUGUCUUCCUUGUGUUUAAGGGCGUUACCAUUGUGAAGCCGAUCGUGUACGGGAACGUCGCGCGGUAUUUUGGGAAGAAGAGGGAGGAGGAUGGCCACACUCACCAGUGGACGGUGUAUGUGAAGCCGUACCGGAACGAGGACAUGUCUGCCUAUGUGAAAAAAAUUCAGUUCAAGUUGCAUGAAAGCUAUGGUAAUCCUUUAAGAGUUGUUACCAAACCACCAUAUGAAAUCACCGAAACAGGCUGGGGUGAAUUCGAAAUAAUCAUUAAGAUAUUUUUCAUUGAUCCAAAUGAAAGACCUGUAACCUUAUAUCACUUGCUGAAGCUUUUUCAGUCGGAUACAAAUGCCAUCCUGGGGAAGAAAACUGUAGUUUCUGAAUUCUAUGAUGAAAUGAUAUUUCAAGAUCCUACUGCAAUGAUGCAGCAGCUGUUAACAACAUCUCGUCAACUAACACUAGGUGCUUAUAAGCAUGAAACAGAGUUUGCAGAUCUUGAAGUGAAAACCAGGGAAAAGCUGGAAGCUGCCAAAAAGAAGACUAGUUUUGAAAUCGCUGAGCUUAAAGAAAGACUAAAAGCAAGUCGUGAAACUAUCAACUGUUUAAAGAAUGAAAUCAGAAAACUUGAAGAAGAUGAUCAGUCUAAAGAUAUGUGACAAGUGUGGACUUGAUAAAGAGCCUAUGCUGAAAAUGGGAGGACUUCAGUCAUGGAACUGUAUGAGUUCAGUUCUAUAAUCGAGACAAUGAGAAUUUCACUGGCAAGUUAUUGAAGUUUGUGGGAAUCAACUUUACAAAUGGAAGAAAAAAGAAAGAAUGUAUCCUUGUUUUAUAGUUAAAAUCUGUGGGUACUUAACAACUUAUUUCAAGUAGAAGGGGUCUCAGAGACCAGAUUUACUUCUUUUUUUUUUUAAACUGCGUUUGAGUCGUAUAUGAAAACUUUGUAUUAAGUCUUGUAUUAGUUCAAUGUUAUUUUACGAAAUGCUGGUGUUUACUUUUUUUACUUGUUUUUUUUCUACUGAUUGUUUAGAGGUGCAUCUUUAGAGCUAAAAAUAAAAUAUGCAAUUUUUUAUUUUAA
Messenger RNA from Manacus vitellinus (golden-collared manakin), 1310 nucleotides. It is a transcript of the gene YEATS4, whose product is annotated as YEATS domain containing 4. The record is from RefSeq and is a predicted model, not a curated record. Gene Ontology annotation, biological process: regulation of DNA-templated transcription. Bases 1 to 891 code for a protein of 296 amino acids. Lineage: Eukaryota; Metazoa; Chordata; Aves; Passeriformes; Pipridae. The transcript has 8 exons.